Molecule: messenger RNA, 3671 nt
Organism: Vollenhovia emeryi
Lineage: Eukaryota; Metazoa; Arthropoda; Insecta; Hymenoptera; Formicidae
Gene: Hk
Product: voltage-gated potassium channel subunit beta-2
Exons: 9
Biological process (GO): regulation of potassium ion transmembrane transport; potassium ion transport
Cellular component (GO): voltage-gated potassium channel complex; cytoplasm
Molecular function (GO): potassium channel regulator activity; transmembrane transporter binding; voltage-gated potassium channel activity
Source: RefSeq, a predicted model, not a curated record
CUCUCUCUCUCUCUCUCUCUCUCUCUCUCUCUUUUUCUCUCCCCCAUUUUUACCGAUGUUCCGUUCGAGAGUUGCGUGUGUUCCUUUAUGAAAGCUCGUUAUUGCCGCGCCGCGCCGCGCCGUACGAUCGCCCCGCGAGCGCGGCACUUAUGCCCGCGUCCGAGCCGCGGCCGUCUCCCGAUAAUGCCCCUCGUCGUCACCGCGCGCGUUACGUGACCCGCGACACGCGCGUCCCGGGUGUCCGGAGUUAGCGCCGGUCGCCCUCGUCACACGAUUAUGCCGACGCGAUCGCGGGCCCGGCGGCCGACGAUGAUGGAUCGCAGACGCGCGGGACUGUGAGGCCGCGCAGUUCGCCGAUCGUCGCCCGUCGCACCGGCAUCGGCGGCAACGACGGCCCGACCGGCCGAGGCGGGGUGGACCGUCGCCCACAUAUCGUCCAGCUUCAUAUCGACCGCGAUCCCGAUCGGUCUCGAUCCCGCGAGGGAACCACUGUGUGGCGUCAACCCUGCUUCCCUACCCCCCCGCUGCCCGCCGAACGCGGAUUGUGGCUGAGAAACCUCUGUGAAGUUCGCCUCCGUUCGGAGCGAGAGUGGUGCCUAAGCGCGAUUUCAUAACCGAGGCGGGAGAGCAAGAGGAAGGGAGGUUUAAUCAGUGCCUAUACGCGCGAUCUCGUGCGUGCGAAUAAUCGCGCGAUUGAUUCGAUCCGUCGGCCGAUCGAUCGAUCCCAUCCUACCGUAGCCUGUACACGUAACAUUUGAAAUUACAAAUUGCGAUGCUGGUUCGCCGCGCGCCGAGGAUCGCGCCGAGGUGUCGUCGAAGCGAGGUGAGAGAGCGCGGGGCGAGCGGCGAGACGGCGGAGGUGGCCGCUCGGUGAGACGCACGAGUUUUUGAGAUAUUGUAAAAAAAAAAGAGAGAGGAAGUAACACACGCUCCGAUCGACACGGCAUGAUCGCCACGCUGGGAGUCGAGUACGUGUGCACCGUGUCCGCGCCGUGAUAUCGGCCUGUGCUCUCCGCGUCCUCCCGCCCUCCUCCGCGAAGGUGUUCUCCAAUUUAUUCGAGACUGAAACGUUCCGCGAGCACACGGCGUCAGCGAUGUCGCGAUUAAUGCUGUGUAACCUUGGCAAUGCCUCGACGGCGGGAAACGAUACGAACAACAACGCAAACACGAACAGCAGUAUGGAGGACGACGAUUCUUAUCCACUGCCCACGAUUUAUCGCUGCCGUGCACCCAUAGCAAGUUUGGAUUGCAUGGAAGAGUUCAACGGCGGCGGAGGCGGCGGCGUUGGCGGCGGCGGCGUAGACUCGGGCGUGCACUGCAGCAACACGACCGGGACGAAAGAGCAGCUACUAACUAGCUGCAUUGCCGCACAAGCGCAACGUUUGCAGCACCCCUCGCCAGGUAUUCGCUACCGCAACUUGGGCAAAAGCGGUCUACGUGUUUCCAAUGUUGGAUUAGGAACGUGGACCACCUUCGGCGUGGGCGGCUGCGUCAGCGAGGAGACCGCGGAGGCCGUGGUGGCCCUCGCCUACGAUAGCGGGAUUAAUGUGUUCGACCUGAGCGAGGCGCAUAGCGGCCACCGCGCCGAGAUCCAGUUCGGCCGCAUCCUGCUGAGGCGCGCCUGGAACCGUUCCAGUUACGUCGUGACGACGAAAAUUUAUUGGAACACCAAGACCGAGGGUCGCGGGCUAUCGCGGAAACACAUUAUCGAGUCCGUGCAAGCUUCGCUCGUCAGGCUGCAACUGUCGUACAUCGACAUUGUCAUGAUCCACAAAGUCGAUCCAAUGUGUCCGAUGGAAGAAAUCGUUCGGGCGAUGAAUUAUGUUAUAAGCAAAGGCUGGGUGAUGUACUGGGGUACGUCGCGAUGGUCACCCGUGGAGAUUAUGGAAGCCUAUACGAAUUGUCGGCAAUUUAAUUGCGUGACGCCGAUCGUCGAGCAGGCGGAGUAUCACCUGUUUUAUAGAGAGAAACCCGAACUCUAUAUGCCAGAGUUGUAUAACAAAAUUGGCGUUGGUUUAAUGGCGUGGUCUACUGUCACCAUAGGGAUGGUUUCUUCGAAGCCGGAAGAUUGCGGAGUAUCGUUCCUCUCGCGAUCGUCUUAUAAAAACAAAUACUCCUCAUUCAGCUGGACGGAGGAUGAAACUCAAUCUUUAUACAAAGAGGAGUACGCGUGGAAAGACAAAUCCGCAGACGAGGAGACUCGGAAGUACUCGGACAAAUUGCGGGACGUAUGCGCUCUUGCCGAAAGACUGGGAUGUUCUUUCGGGCAACUGGCCAUCGCGUGGUCUUUAAAGAAUGAAAGUGUUCAGUGCCUUCUGCUCGGUGCAUCCAAUAUAGAUCAAUUGUACGAGAGUCUCCAAAGCUUACAGCUCAUCCCGAAGUUGAACGCGAACAUAAUGAGCGAGAUCGAGAGGAUCCUUGACAACAAACCGUCCCGACCGCCGAUGAUAUCCACCCUGGCGCUCAGAUGACAAUCGAUGUGCCCCCACGGCAGCGGUGGGGGUUCCCUGGAAGAAGCCGGCAGCCCGAAGAGCGAGGGCGGCAACAGUCAGGAUCAGGAGCAGACCAAGGAGGUGAACAACAAGAUGCCGUUCUGCGAGAUACAGUGAGGCCGCACGACGGACCGUCUCGUUGCCCCCCGACAUUCGGUGCCCGGUACCGAAUCGCAACUUGGAUGGCCGGGGACCGACACGGAUGCGGCUCGUUUUCGCGUCCUCCGCUUUACGUUUUGGUCGCGGCCCGGUGCGGGUCGAGUGCACACACGACCACGAGUCGACACGACAAUAUUUACCAAUUACGAAGGAGCUCAUCUCCGGAGACUCGCCGCCCCCUCGGCCACGGCGAGAACAUCCGCACUCUCGCGGGGUGUACGUACCCCUCCUCGUACUUCACGCACCGAUUUGUAUCUCUCGUACGUCACGCUCGUGGACAUUUCGUAGAUAUGUAGGUGAUAAACGCGACGUGUGGUCCCACCUGUCACCGUUGACAGAAAUCGCGCGUCGCGAAAGUCAUCCCCCGGGGGGAACGGCCGCACUUGUGUCCCCCGGUCACACUGAGCCGUAAAUUUCUCUCUGAAUCUCCCUCCGUCGCGAGACCCUGUCCCGUCGGGGGAGGAGGUUCCCCAUUCGCGAUUCCAAGUGUUCAUUAAUUCUUAGCGUUAAUAAUCCCAUUUGCUACACUCGUAGUGAGUAAUCAGGAAUUCGGCAGUGUCGCGAGUCCCAUCGAAUUACGUUCUUUCUGCCAGUCGUUGGACGAGCAAGAGCGAUUUGCGGACAAUUAAACUCGGACGAUGCAAGCACGCGCGUCGAUUGUCAUCCGAAAAAAAAAAAUUUCGUCGUAGACCGUAAGAAUUUUAUCGAGGAUGACACUUGCGGCACACGCUGCGCUUUAAGUGCUCCACCAAGUAAUCUUCGUCCCUAAAUACGCGCGAUUCACAUCGUUCUCCAUCAAUUACGCGUCCAACGCGUUAUUUCUUUCGCUACCGCUCGACUCUUCGCGCUUUACCCAUCGAUUUAUCUCCGCUUCCUCCGUUUCUCUUUCUCCGUCCUCGUCCUAUUCUAGUUUGUUUGAGGAUCGAGGGACGACUGCGUCGCGUUAAGAGAUACACGCGCCGUACGCAGUACGCGCAAGUUUUUUCGAUAAAAUACAUCGCCACGAAUUUUUCGCUCUUA